CCAAGGAAGGAUUGAGAGACGGAUUGUCCAGUUGACCGAGAGCUACGUGCUAUCACGGUUAUCAUUUUAUCACACCAAGAGAAUCACCUGAAUUUACGAGGGAGUAAUUGAUAUUUUUUUUCAUGAUCAUCUGUGAUUGAGAUCGACGGUUCGUUGAAUUUUUAUUUUCGAUUCAAUCAGUGAGGGAAAAGUGACGGCAAUAUGAGGCUGGUAGCCUCUCUGAUUCUUUGUGCUGCAAUUAUCGCCUCCGAUGCUCAUCCCAAAGAAUGUUCUCGAUGCUCGAUGAAGAAUGGAAGUAAAUCGAAGAGGAGCAUCGAUUUCAAUGAUAUCCUGGAGGUGCCGUCGUUCAGAACACCGAGGAAUGUUAAGCCCAUUAGUUACCAGUUGGAAAUUCAUCCGUCGACGAAAACUGGAAAAUUCCAGGGGCGUGUUGCUAUCGUUGUUGUCUGGUUAGACAUAGGUGUACGGAUUAGGCUUGAUGCACAUGCAGAUCUCAAUAUCACUGAUGUCACUGCCAAGUGUUUGUAUAUCAAUAACACGAACACCUGGGAGCCAGUGAAAAUCGGUCGAAGCAAACACAAUUGCCAGAAAUCCGAAUACGACGUGGACCUGGACCACUGGUUUGAACCUGGUGAUAAAUGUGAGCUGAACCUGACCUACACCGGAAACAUAACAUCCACGGAGAGUACCGGUAUUUUUAUGAACUCAUACCUAGACACUCAAGCCCAGGAGCACACAUUCAUCGGGACACAUCUGAGGCUCAACAAUGCAAGACGAUUGUUCCCCUGUUUCGAUGAGCCCGAGUACAAAACAAAAUUCGAACUGAGUGUAAUCAGACCGAAGAAGAUGAUCGCCAGAUCCAAUACAGCCCUCAACUAUUCCAUUGAACUGCCCAGCGAUUCGACUUUGAUGAAGGAUGUUUUUGAAAUAACACCAGAAAUGUCAACGUACCAACUGGCAUUCAUGAUAUCUGAUUUUGAGAGCAUAUCUCCAACGAGAUCAUUGAAUCCCACCGAGGCUCGCACACCUCUGGAUAUUAAAGUCUGGGGUAGAAGAGACUAUCUGAGUACGCUGUCAAAAGUACCCAAUAAAAUCGUGACAAUUGUCAACUACCUGCAGAAUUACUUCAAUAUCUCCAUUGGUCUUGCCAAACUCGAUGUCGUGGCGAUGCCCAUGUACACAGCCACCAAGGCUUCCGAUAACUGGGGCCUCAUGUUCUUCAAGGAGAGUGAGCUGAGCAGUUCUCUAGUGUGGAAUACUGCAUAUGAAUUGAUAUAUCAAUGGAUUGGUCAGAGAAUAACUCCUUUUCGUUGGAGCGAUGCACAAGUCAAUAAGGCACUGAAUUCAUUCCUCGCUUCGAAAACAACGGUUGAUAUCGAUCCCAAUGAGAUGGAGGGCAAGUGGCCAAUGACCUUGCUCUACUCACUCUUUUACGAAUUUGGCAAAACAUUUCCAUUCGCCAGAGUUGCUGGUAUAAGGCACGAAGCUGCUUCCGCUAAGACUGAACUCGUAUUCCGCAUGUUCAACUACACGUUGGGAGAAGAAAUUUUCAGGAAGGGAGUGCAGAGGUUUAUCUAUGAAUCAUCAAAAAACGGGAGCUUUUAUGCCAAUGAUAUCUUCACUCAUCUCGAUACAGUCCGAGAAGAUAACAAUGUAACUCUCCCAGAUAAUCUGACAAUAAGCAGUAUUGCCGGUCUAUGGAUGCAUCGUGACCGUGUGCCACUGGUAACGGUAACGAGGGAUUACGAAACCGGAAAAAUCACCUUCACACAGAGCGUUUACUUACGCGAAGCCGCUCCACCGUCAAACGAAAAAAUGUCUUACCUAUGGGACAUUCCCAUCGUAAUGAUAAAUCAGGAGAAGCUGAACUUCAAAGAUUUGAAGACCGAAUUUUGGCUGACGAAGAGCGAAUCUCGUGUUACUAUGAAUGACACUGCUGAUAAAGACAAAUUCGUUAUCGUAAAUCCAGAAGAGAUUGGUAUGUUCCCGGUCAACUAUGAUAUAUGCAAUUGGCAAAUGCUGAGUCAAUUUCUGCAAGGACCCCACAGGGAAACUAUUCCAGUUUUGACGAGGGCCAAAUUGCUGCACGAUGCCUGGAACAUGGCGUACGCUGGAGAUUUUUGCUUUGAAGUUGCUUUUAAUAUGACGCUCUUUUUGAAGAAUGAAACGAGUCAUGUUGUUUGGGAGCCAUUCUUCACGAUGAUCGAUCAUGUUGGGAGAAGGAUACAAGGAUCCGAGGGUGUCUAUGCGAAAUUUGAGGCGUAUAUCUUCAGUCUUCUUCAGCCACUCUACAAAUAUCAAUUGGGUGAGGUUCCACAGCAGAACGAGCCAUCGUGGAAAGUUCACAUGAGAGGUCUCGUGAAAAACUUUUUGUGCCGAGCUGGAUACGUACCUUGUGUCGAAGAAGCCGAGGCGCAAUACAGAAAAUGGACCAAGGAUGAUCAGCCUGAUGAAGGAAAUCCUGUCGCCAAUGAAUUUCUCUGUCCCGUAUUUCGAUGGGGUACAAUGGACGAUUGGGAAUUUGGUCUGCAACGCGUGAUAAAUUUCCCCCAGAAAACAAUGGAAAGAAAGCAGAGCGAAAGAACGUAUCUAUUGAAGACACUGGCUGGUUGCCCAGUGGACAAGGAGAAGAUUGAACGCCUCCUGAAUGUCACAAUUCUCGACAAAAACUCAAACUUCUCCGACUCGGAUAUUCACCUUGUCUUCAGUACUCUCACUGGCAGUGCAACGGGUUAUUCAACUCUAUUCGAUUUUCUCGUCGACCAUUGGGACACGGUUAAACUGAGAUUUGAGAACAAGAAACAUCUUUGGAAUAGAAUUGUCAAUUCAGCGACGUCAUCGUUCAGUACUCAAGAGGACUACGAGAUGGUUUCUGAAUGGUAUGCGUCUAAACAGAAGGAAUUUGAUACUGCUGAGUCGUUGAUGAAUAAAGUCCUCCAGGAUAUUGACCAAGAGUCCAAGUGGAAUGAGAGAAAUGUACCUGUCAUCGAAAAUUGGUUGAAGAAGCAUCUUGGAGAUAAACCCUCCGAGCUUCUCUCGUAUGCCAGGCGAACCACUACCAUCACACCUAUCACUGGAUAAAAAAAACGGAUAUUUUCAGAUAUUUGGAAAUAUAAUAGAAUAAUAACCCGACGCUUGUGCCACAAAAUUGGAAUUCUUUUGAAAAUUUCAGUCCUUUCUGGUUUUUCCUGAUUUUCAUUGGACAUUCGAAAUAUUUUUUCAAUGAAUA
Fopius arisanus is the source of this 3229-nucleotide messenger RNA. RefSeq names its product aminopeptidase N. Gene Ontology annotation, cellular component: cytoplasm. NCBI's taxonomy places the organism in Eukaryota, Metazoa, Arthropoda, Insecta, Hymenoptera, Braconidae. The record is from RefSeq and is a predicted model, not a curated record. Gene Ontology annotation, biological process: proteolysis. The transcript is spliced from 13 exons. Bases 202 to 3081 code for a protein of 959 amino acids. Gene Ontology annotation, molecular function: zinc ion binding; metallopeptidase activity.